Nelumbo nucifera (sacred lotus) is the source of this 1718-nucleotide messenger RNA. Its product is annotated as electron carrier/iron ion-binding protein. NCBI's taxonomy places the organism in Eukaryota, Viridiplantae, Streptophyta, Magnoliopsida, Proteales, Nelumbonaceae. The record is from RefSeq and is a predicted model, not a curated record.
AAAUACCGAAGGCGCAAAAGACCCUAUGUGCGAAAGUGCUGUUUGCGUUUUGCAACGGAACUCUCUCUGGUUAAUUUCAGUUGGAAGAAAAUAAAAAGAAAAGAAAAUUAAAAGAAGAGAAAAAUGGCGGCUGCUUCACCGAUUCCGAGCACUAAUAGCAGCGAUACCACCACCACCACCGCUACAGCUACCGUCACUACAACCACUACGCCACAGCGUUCUGACCCACCGAAGAACUUACGCGGCCUCAACAAGCCCAAGUGCUCGAAGUGCGGCAACGUAGCUCGUUCCAGGUGUCCUUACAAGUCUUGCAAGAGUUGCUGCGCAAAAGCUCAAAAUCCAUGUCAUAUACAUGUUCUUAAGCCGAAUGCAACUUUUCCGGACAAGUCACCAACUUCAAGCUCUCCUCUGUUUGAUCAGCCAUCCACUGAUGUAUCUACCUCAGGGACUUCGCUAAGGGUUUCUGCACUUAGGCAGCUUUCCAACAACUUUGCUCAACUGAAUGGAGCUCAAUCUCCACUACGUUCAAGGAAGCCACUGACAAGAAAGGAUGCUGCAGUUAUAAAUCAAUGGAGGUUCUCCAAGCUGCAAGAGUACAAAGAUAGAAAUAUUGAAACUGAAAAUGAAGCUUUUGAUCGAUAUAUGCGGAAUGUUAGUUUACUAGAGGAAGUAUUUCUUGUAAAUUCUUCACUUGAAGGGCCCACAACAGAUAUGUUAUCUCUACCAGAUACCUCCACUUCUGAUGAAGGCAAUGCUAGAAGAGCAGCAAUAUUGGGGUCGAAAGUGAAACAAAGAUCAAACCCAGUGAGAACUGAUGGCAUCAGAGAGAGAAUCCAAGAGCUUGUUGAUCAGGGAUUGAAGAAUUUGCAGAAUUGGGAGCUAGAUGAUGAGGGAGGCCCUGCCAGUGCUGAUGACCUUAAUAGCCAGGAGCCUAAAAGGCCAAAGAAAAUAAAGAACUGGCGUGCUGAGAAGCUAUCUGCAGUAAGUGACAUUAUUGAAAAAUUGAACAAAGCUCGAAAUGAGGAUGAUCUGAAAUCCUGCUUGGAGUUGAAGUCCCAGUUGUUUAAUCAGCAUGAUAAGGCUAGUCUUUCCCAAAGUGAGGAUGUUGAGACAUCAAAGGAGAAGGCUGCUGAAGAUGUUUCUACAACCAAAACAGAAUCAGAUUAUUCUCUACCUAGAUUAUUUUACAAAGUUGAAGUUAAUGAAGAAGCUUUCAAUAGCAUGGAAGCACAUUUUUCUUCUAUUGAUCAGAUAGAAGAUCUUUGAUAUUGAGAAUGGAUCUGGGUUAACACUUCGGGAGUUCAACAGAGAGGAUCUGGCUCUAUACCAGAGAUCUGAUAGGUGUGGACAAGCUUUAGACAUGGACAAGUGAGCUUUGGUUAGUCUAGCAGGAGGAUCAAAGAUUUUGAAUCUUUCAGAAGCAAUGGGCCAUGUCCUAUCAUUGUACAAUGAUGUUGUGAACUAAAUUGUUUGGUGGGAAUCUCAGGUGCAAUAAAAUUGUACCCGUUUGGGGUUCCUCAUAUUCUAGAUGCCAAUUUCACAAAGAUGAAUCGUUAAUCUAGCGAGUAGGCAUCCAAGUUUUAGGCAAUACUUGGUCCUGUUGUACAGGGACUAUUUUCCCCCUCUUGGUAAGCAUAUAGACUGUGUUUGGAUUAAGGUGAACUUUGAUUUGAGGUGGAACUGGAAUUGUCAAAUCUGUGAAUGUAUGGUUUCUGUCA